AAACCCUAUAAAAUUACAAAUAUUCUCUCGUCUCCCUCCUCCUACAGAAAGCUUGUUUAAUUAAUAUUUCAACAGCCAGAGGCCAUUCUUGAUUUGGUUUCUGUAUAGCCAUUUAGAUCUGAUCACUGAUUUUUAUGCCAUUCUUUUGUCUAUCCCACAGAAAAUUUACAACCCCAUAUAAUUGGACGCUCCCUAAAAUUGUUCUCUCUUCCUCUUUCUGUUGAGGUUGCUUUGAAUCUCCAGUCUUCAACGAACCAAAACUGGUUGAUCUGAUUGGUUAGUUACUGCAGACUGGUUUGGAUUUUACUCAGUUGUGUUCAAUUCUCUUAAUUUGAGACAGUGAAGGGUGAUUGGGAAUUGUAAUUCUUCUGCGUAACUGAAUUGUGUGGAUUGUUGAUUCGUAAUUAGGAUUGGAAUUCAGGUCCCUUGGACUCUGCUUGAUGGUUGUUAUGUAGUAAACUUAAGUUGUCUUCUUGGAUUUUGGAUAAUGUGAGUGCUGAUUGGUAUGAUCUCACUGUGAAACAUCUCCAGGAGGUUGUUUUCAAUGCUUGUAGGAAUUGUGCGGAUUCGUGGUAACAUAUAUAGAAGCUUAUAUGUUAUGAUAGGUUAUGGUUUUCGCUGUUCUUGGAGAGACAUCGGUUAUUUAGUGGAUUCUGUUUCCUCUUAAAACAAUUUGGACAUGAGAAGCCCCUGGCUCAAUAAACUAUCUGUGAUUUUCGGCCCUAGACUGCCGCAUAGUUGGUUGCUGUUGUGCCUCAUUUGUGUGCUUGCACUAAUCGCUAUCUUAGGAUCCUCUUCUUCAAGUACAUUUGAUUCUGUGACUAAAAAUCCAGUUCGUGACACUUAUUCCAACUAUAGAAGGUUAAAGGAGCAAGCUGCAGUUGAUUAUUUGGAGCUGAGAACUCUCUCAUUAGGAGCCAGUCGGCAAAAAGAGUUGGGACUUUGUGGUAGAGAAAGAGAAAAUUAUGUGCCUUGUUAUAAUGUUUCAGCAAAUUUGUUGGCUGGGUUUAAAGACGGGGAGGAGUUUGAUAGGCAUUGUGAAUUGUCAAGACCAAGACAAUGGUGUUUGGUUCGCCCCCCAAAGGACUAUAAGAUCCCCUUAAGUUGGCCGGUUGGUAGGGAUGUGAUAUGGAGUGGUAAUGUGAAGCUCACCAAAGACCAGUUUCUUUCAUCUGGAAGCAUGACCAAAAGGUUGAUGUUACUGGAAGAGAAUCAAAUUGCUUUCCACUCAGAAGACGGGUUGAUUUUUGAUGGUGUCAAAGAUUAUUCUCACCAGGUUGCAGAGAUGAUAGGUUUAGGAAGCGACUCAGAAUUUCAUCAAGCUGGUGUGCAAACUGUACUAGAUAUUGGUUGUGGAUUUGGUAGCUUUGGAGCUCAUUUGGCAUCACUGAAGUUAAUGGCCGUAUGUGUUGCGCCAUAUGAAGCAACUGGCAGUCAAGUUCAGCUGGCCCUUGAGAGAGGUCUCCCAGCAAUUAUUGGAAAUUUCAAUUCACGGAAACUUCCAUAUCCAUCAUUGUCAUUUGACAUGGUUCAUUGUGCUCAAUGUGGUAUUAAUUGGGAUGAAAAAGAUGGUAUUCUCCUUAUUGAAGUUGAUCGAGUUCUCAAGCCUGGAGGUUACUUUGUGUUAACCUUACCAACAAGCAAGCCCCAUGGGAGUGCAUUGAACUCAAAGAGGAGAAACAGAGUGACACUGAUAGAAGAAUUAGCUGAAAAAAUAUGUUGGACUCUUCUAUCUCAACAGGAAGAGACUUUUGUCUGGCAGAAAACCGUAGAUGUCAAUUGCUAUAAAUCUCGCAAGCAGGAAACUCCACCAUUAUGCAACGAUGCACAUGAUACUUCACCAUAUUAUCAACCCCUUGUGGCAUGUAUAGCUGGGACCACCAGCAAACGCUGGAUUCCCAUUCAGAACAAGUCUUUGGGUUACCAUUGGAGCUCAGCUGAACUUCAAGUUCAUGCAGUUCAGCCUGAAGAUUUCUUUGAAGACUUACAGGUUUGGGGAUCAGCUCUAAGAAACUAUUGGUCUUUGCUUACACCCUUAAUUUUCUCUGACCACCCUAAGAGGCCAGGCGAUGAAGAUCCAUUACCUCCAUAUAACAUGAUACGUAAUGUGAUGGACAUGAAUGCUCACUAUGGAGGUUUAAAUGCUGCAUUUCUUGAGCAAAAGAAAUUAGUGUGGGUGAUGAAUGUCGUACCUGUUUGGGCUCAUAACACACUUCCUUUCAUUCUUGACCGAGGUUUUGCUGGUGUUCUGCAUGACUGGUGUGAGCCUUUCCCUACAUACCCCCGUACAUAUGACAUGCUUCAUGCCAAUGGGCUUCUCUCGCAUCUCAGUUCAGAGAGGUGCAGCAUGAUGGACUUGCUUUUAGAGAUGGAUCGAAUUCUACGCCCUGAGGGAUGGAUUGUUCUUUCUGAUAAAUUGGGAGCUAUUGAGAUGGCACGGGCACUUGCUACACAGAUACACUGGGAAGCGAGGGUGAUUGACUUACGGAAUGGUAGUGACCAGCGGCUACUUGUUUGCCAGAAACCAUUUGUGAGAAAAUGAUUGAUCUAUCAUCAUGGGGUCUCACCAUCACCAAAGUGUACAAACCUUUUUGCUCUGGUCAUGAAUAUUUUUGAUAGCAUCACUGUGUGGCUUGGGGAAGAUGUAGAGUUAGAAGGGAGGCUGGCUGCACAAGUAGCUGCGAAGCAUGAAAAUUUUGUCAAGGCAUUUGUAGUAAUUCAUUCAUCAUUUUUUUCAAAACAAAAUUCUUUCUGUUGAUCAUUUUCCUUUUUCCCUUUUCUUUAAGUAUUGGACAUAGUUACUCCAUAUUGGACAUUCACUUCAGUCGAUCGAGAAUUGACAAACCACGAAAUUGUAGUUACACGAUACUCUCUGAGGUUGGAGUUGGGAUUCAGGGUUGGAGUUUGUGGGGGCUGAAGCCAAAAGCUUAUUGUUUCAGCUGUAAUGUUUAGAAGGUCAGGUCUAAAGCUUUCAAGUUUCCAGUGGAUAUGUUUAUAGAGUGGAAAAUUCUGUAUCUGAACUCAAUUUUUUCUUCUCUUCAUUCUCAUUAGUGAAAAUGAUUCACAUUUUCGACUA
Molecule: messenger RNA, 3076 nt
Organism: Hevea brasiliensis (rubber tree)
Lineage: Eukaryota; Viridiplantae; Streptophyta; Magnoliopsida; Malpighiales; Euphorbiaceae
Product: probable methyltransferase PMT5
Exons: 10
Coding region: 680-2542 (620 amino acids)
Cellular component (GO): cytoplasm
Molecular function (GO): methyltransferase activity
Source: RefSeq, a predicted model, not a curated record